This is a messenger RNA of Scylla paramamosain (green mud crab), 1621 nucleotides long. Its product is annotated as lysosome-associated membrane glycoprotein 1-like. Bases 117 to 1208 code for a protein of 363 amino acids. Lineage: Eukaryota; Metazoa; Arthropoda; Malacostraca; Decapoda; Portunidae. Gene Ontology annotation, cellular component: late endosome membrane; plasma membrane; lysosomal membrane. Gene Ontology annotation, biological process: establishment of protein localization to organelle. The transcript is spliced from 6 exons. The record is from RefSeq and is a predicted model, not a curated record.
GCCUCCUCCACACGCAGUCCGCACCACUGCUGCGCUAAAAUCGAUGCUCCUCCCGUGGCAGCAGGGGCGGCGAGGCGCAUGUGUCCCAGUGGCUUGACUUUCACAGCUGAGGCAAGAUGUCGGCGACGGCGGCUGCCUUCGUCUGCUUUGCUGUGGUGGCGGUGGUGGCAGGACCCACUGAUGUCCCCCCUGCCCUUACCCGAGUUCCGGCCAACACAGUCACUAGUGCAAAUACAACCAACACCCCAGGCAUCAUCCAAGACACCACCACACACUCACCCUCAGCACCAGAGUCACAGCCGCCACCAAAUACUAAAAAGAGGGCGGGGGCAGGCGCGUCCCCACAGCUCACAGACGAAGGUGCAGUCGACAUCCCGCCUCGCCGCCACUCGCCUUCAGGGGGGGGCGUCGGGAACACGGAGCUUUUAGCUGCCAGUGCGAGGAUCGAGGACACCAACAACAAGAUGGAGAAGGACAGUGUUAUUAGUGACGUAGUGUACGAAGAGCUGCCGGUGCCCAUGGCCCUGAAAGGAACAGAUACCAGCGGGUACAUACGGAGCGAUGGCACUUACAUAGUGAACGACGACGACGGCGUGAGCUGCGUGAUGUUUUACUUCAAGGCCAACGUCAACAUCUACUACCCUGACACGAAGGGCGACUACCUGAACACUAAAGUCUACACCCCUGACAACGCGGAUGUGAGUGGUACAUGCGACAGGGUAGGGAAGGUUUCCGAGAUCAGCGUCUCCUGGGGGGCCUUCAUUCUCUCCCUCGCCUUCGGGCAAGAUGACGUCACCGACACGUGGUUCGUCUCCAGAUUUAACCUCACAUACAGCCUAAAUGAUGCCAAGUUCCCCAACGCUGCCCAGGGUAUCGGGCAGGUCUCGGCGGUGAGUAAACCUGGACGCAAGUGGUGGCAGACGAGCAACGCGCGUUCCUUCCGCUGCCUGGUGGUGCACGACGUGAGGCUGACCGACGCCGCCAACCACACUGCUAUCCUGCAUUUCGACGAGGUGCGCGUGCAGGCCUUCAACAGCGAGCCUAUCUUCAGGACGCCCAAGCACUGCAAGCACCGCGUUCACCGGGACGAAAUGGUGCCGGUGACGGUGGGCGGAGUGUUGGCAGGCUCCACGCUGCUCACCAUCCUCGCGUACGGCAUCUUCAGGUACUUCAAGAUCAAGAAGGUUCAGUAUGACAUCAUGGAGUGACGUGCCCCAGCCCCGCCCUCCUCCCCUCGUCUCCCGAUUCGCCCAACCGACCCAUCCCCCUUGCACGGUAUUUGAUCCUUCGUAACCAGCCUCCGUGAUCCUCCUUACCACUCAGAGGCUCCUGUGUGAUAAGCAGCGCCAUGACUAGCCUCCAUUGAGUCGCGGGAGGUUCAUCCAUAAGCCAGCAGAUGUUUUAGAGUGUAUCACGUUUCCGCGGCACGAUUACUGUAAUGUUUUUUUUUUUUUUUUUCAUUUUUUUGGGGGACAUCACGUGUAAAGCAGCCCCUCACAUAUGCUUAGUGUGGGUUAGUUUUGGUUAGAUAAAGUUUAAGUUCUCUCUCUCUCUCUCUCUCUCUCUCUCUCUCUCUCUCUCUCUCUCUCUCUCUCUCUCUCUCUCUCUCUCCAUCUAUAUA